AUGAGAGUCCUUGCAGCCACCCUGGCUGGUCUGUUCCUUGUGGCCAUCUGCUCCCUGGCUGAGGCUGAUGGCAGAGUCUCCAGGAAUGCUGCACUUUCCAAGAACGAAGCCACCUCCUGCUGCCUGAUGUACACUUCACGCCCCAUCCCACGGCGCAUGAUCCACUCUGCCUACAGGACCAACACCAGGUGCCCAAUGCAAGCCGUGGUCCUGGUCACCAGGAAGGGGAGGGAGGUGUGUGCAAAUCCCGAGGCUCUCUGGGUGCAGAAAUACCUGGAGGACUUGGAGCUUCUGGAGCACUGA
Cinclus cinclus is the source of this 303-nucleotide messenger RNA. RefSeq names its product C-C motif chemokine 4 homolog. Gene Ontology annotation, biological process: cellular response to interleukin-1; monocyte chemotaxis; cellular response to tumor necrosis factor. Bases 1 to 303 code for a protein of 100 amino acids. The transcript is spliced from 3 exons. Gene Ontology annotation, cellular component: extracellular region. Gene Ontology annotation, molecular function: CCR chemokine receptor binding; chemokine activity. The record is from RefSeq and is a predicted model, not a curated record. NCBI's taxonomy places the organism in Eukaryota, Metazoa, Chordata, Aves, Passeriformes, Cinclidae.